AUGAGCUUGACCUCCAGAAUUACUGGUGGUACUGGCUCAGGCGUCAACCACAAUGUUGCAAAUCCAGCUCCUAAAUUAUCUGGAAAUCUUCCUCCUACUCAAGAUCCAGCUCCCGUGGUUAACCAUUCAAGCUCCACACGAUGUUCCAGUGGAGCCUUGAUGAGUUUAUUAAACAGUGGAUUAUCUGUUCCUCGUCAAAUGAUGGUUCAGGCCCGCGGUGCACAAGAUAAUCAACAUAUUCCUAUACAUUUGAGCUUUGUGGGGACUAUUGGACAGGGGACAUUUGGACAAAUUGAGAGGGCUACUCUCACUGUCCCAGCAACAUCUUCAGGCACACCAGGCAAAAAGAAUCCCGAUGCCGGUGCUUUUUCUGAUGGAGGACAAAGUUUGCAAGUCGCCGUUAAGCGUGUCUUGCAGGACCCUCGCUACAAAAACCGUGAGCUGAGUAUUAUGCAACGCCUUAACAACCAUCCUAAUGUUGUGAAGUUCUACUACUACUAUUACUCGACAGCGUCGUCAAAUAGUCGGGGCCACAGGAGUGGUGGUGGACGUGCAGGCGCAUCUACAUCGGGUGUAGAUGUGUUCUUACAUCUUGUACUGGAAUGUUUUCCCGAGAGCUUAUGUGAACUCAUCUACCGCUAUUCACAAAGGAACCUGAAAAUACCAGCUUGUACAGUGAAGGUUUUUACGUAUCAGAUGCUCAAGUCCCUGGCUUACUUACAUAGCCAUCAAAUAUGUCACCGUGAUAUCAAGUCGUCCAAUUUACUAGUCAAUGAAGAUACUAUGGUUUUGAAAGUGUGUGACUUUGGAAGUGCUAAAGAAAUGGUGCCGGGAACUGCUAAUGUAUCUUAUAUAUCCUCUCGGUAUUAUCGUGCUCCGGAGUUAUUAUUUGGAGCUCAAUAUUAUUCUUGUGCGAUUGAUACUUGGAGUGGGGGGUGUGUACUGGCUGAAAUGUUACGUCAGCAUUGUUUGUUCAUGGGAGCUGAUUCAGUAGAUCAACUGGUUAAAGUUAUCCGCGUUUUAGGCACUCCUACUCCACAAGAUAUUGCCAGUAUGAAUCCAAUGUAUGGAUCUUACAGUUUCCCAGAUGUUCAAUCUUGCCCUGUAAAACUGUUUUUCCCACAGCAUACUCCAGCCGAUUUGUUGUCUCUAAUGAGCAAAAUGCUUGUUUAUAAUCCAUCACUAAGAAUUUUACCAUCUCAAGCUCUUUCCGAACCAUGUUUUGACGAACUUCGUUCUAUCGGUCCAAAUGGAGUACUUUCGAACAGAGUUCGUAUGCCUCCACAUAUCUUUGAUCCUGAUCCCGAACCUAAUCCUCCUACAUCAGUAACAGAUGGAACAAAUUUAUCAGCAUAUAACAAUUGGUUGCCAGAACAUCAUAAGCAUGGCUCAUCCAACAAGAAACCGACCACCAGUGUGGGUGAUUUGCAAGGUUCCGAUAAGAAAAACUGUAAACCACCAUCGAAUUCUCGAGAAAUUCCUGCUGAUUGGCAGCGAAAAGGUCGAGCUAUCGGAUCUAAUAAUUCUUCGGAAAAAUGUGGGUCAGUUAUUGCUGGUCCCGGUGGUGGUAGUCAUCCAAACCUGGAAUCAAAAUCUGACGAAUUAACCGGGAACACUAAUGGUGUAAAUAAUGAUGCUUCGAGUAGACAACAACAACAACACAAUCGAACUAAUAAUGAGAAUAAUCUUAAAAGUCCAAUCGAUACAACAAAAGCCGGGACGGCGACAACAGUUGAUGUUGGUCAUACAAGUCAAAUAGAAAAUCCCGAUGUCUGUUGCAAUGAUAAUGAAAACAAUAUUAAUAAUAAUAGCAUUACUACAAAUGUACACUUAAAAUCAUUUGUGCCUCCUACUCAUCCCAACUCUUCUGAACAACGGACAAAUUUAAGUGAAGUACACUAG
Molecule: messenger RNA, 1902 nt
Organism: Schistosoma curassoni
Lineage: Eukaryota; Metazoa; Platyhelminthes; Trematoda; Strigeidida; Schistosomatidae
Source: the annotation of a GenBank genome assembly